AUGACUUUCACUCACCAUUCACGAAGUAGUGACUUGGAAUCUCAUGGAUCUCAUUAUCAAAUCCCAAUAGAAAAACUCCAAUCCUUAUUUGAUCCUAAAUCUAUCCGGAAUUUAUUGAAAAUAGGAGGUUUGAAAGCAUUAACACUUGACUUAAAUACAGAUCUUCAUUCAGGUUUAUCACAAGAUUAUAAUGAAAAUGAUAUCAAACAACGGAUCAAUAUCUAUGGGAAAAAUAAAUUGCCAAAUAAAUCCCAGAAAUCGCUAUUGUCUUUAUGUUGGGAAGCUUUACAUGAUCAAGUUUUAAUUAUUCUUUCAAUUUCGGCAAUUAUUUCCUUUGUACUUGGCUUAUAUUUGGCAUAUUUUGAGCCCCCGGAAUAUGAUGAAGAUGGUAACCCUUUACCAAAUUUAGAAUGGGUUGAUGGUUGUGCCAUUAUACUGGCUGUGAUUAUCGUAGUUUUAGUUGGUGCCAUCAAUGACUUUAAUAAAGAAAAACAAUUUAUGAAAUUAAACAAUAAAAAGGAUGAUAGGAAAAUAAUUGUUUAUCGCUCCAAUGUUAAAACUUAUAUAUCAAUUUAUGAUUUGUUGGUUGGUGAUUUACUCUAUGUUGAAACAGGUGAUAUCAUACCGGCAGAUGCAAUCCUGAUUUCUGGAGAAUGUUCUUGUGAUGAAUCUUCAUUAACAGGAGAAUCUAGAACUAUUGAUAAAAAACCAAUAGAUCAAGCACUAUCUUAUUUUAAUGAUGAAAUUAAAUCAAUAAAAUCUCAAUCCUUUGCUUCUACAAUUUCUACAAGCUCUUCUUCGAGAUUCGAUGUGGGGGAUUCGGAUGUAUUGGAUCCUUUCCUUGUAUCUGGAUCCAAACUAUUAUCAGGAAAUGGUAAAGCCCUGGUCAUUUGUAUUGGUGAACAUUCCGUAAAUGGUAAAAUGAUGAUGUCUCUAUUCCAUGGGAAUGAAGAUGAAGAAGAUGCAGAGGAAACCCCCCUACAGGUUAGGUUGGACCAUUUGGCAAAUAACAUCUCAAAAUAUGGAUUUUUAGCUGCUAUUGGGUUAUUUCUUGGGCUGUUUUUGAAGUUCUUGUAUCAAUUGUCAACAGUGUUGGCUCAUCUAUCUUUAUUACAGAAGUUUUCCAAAUUUAUCAAUAUCGUUAUUACAGCUAUAACUGUCGUUGUUGUUGCUAUUCCAGAAGGUUUACCAUUAGCAGUUACUCUCGCAUUAGCGUUUGCUACAACCAGAAUGAUGGAAGAUGGUAAUCUAGUUCGGGUAUUGAAAAGUUGUGAAACUAUGGGCGGUGCAACUUGUAUCUGUUCCGAUAAGACAGGUACUUUAACCAUCAACAAAAUGACAAUUGUUGAAGGGUUGAUUGGGGACGAUUAUUUCAUUGAUAAUGGAAAAAAAUCUACAAUAGAUAACAGCAACCAUAGUCAUUCCUCCAUCGAAAUUUUACAACAUUGUAACGACAAACUAAUUGAUGUGUUGUUGAAGAAUAUAUUUCUUAACUCUACAGCUUUUGAAAAUAUCGAACCGCAAAGAAGGACAACUACAAAUAGUGAAUUGAAUAAACCUAAAAGUUCAGUUUUGGAUUCAUUGAAAACUCUAUUCAAGUCUGAGAGAUACAAUCAUAUUCUUCCUUUAUCAUCAGAUUCGUCAAAUUCGAAUAGCAAUGCAACUAUUACUGAAAAGCCAGAUGAAUUUGUUGGUUCAAAAACUGAAUGUGCUUUAUUGGAGUUUGUUAAAUAUAAGGUUUCGCAAGUCGAUCCACGAAUCCCUACCGUUUCUAAAUACAGAGAUGAUUUCGAAUCUAAUAUUGUGAAAACUGUUCCUUUUGAGUCUUCCCUAAAAUGGUCUGGAGUGGUUUACCAUGACACUAGCAAGAACAAUUAUACUUUUUUGAUCAAAGGUGCAGCUGAAAUCGUAUUGGAUUAUUGUGAUUAUAUCACUGGUAUGGAUGGCCAUAUCCAAAAGUUUAGUAAAAAUGAGAAGGAAAAUAUUGGUGAGAAAAGACAAGAUAUGGCUAAAAAUGCAUUACGGGCAGUUUCACUUGCUCAUUAUACUUUCAAAGAGUCUGAAAUAUCUAAAAUAGACUGGAGUAAAAUUAGUGCUGAUGAUUUGGUUCAAUAUCCGUUAGUGCUAGACCUAAUAGUUGGAAUUCAAGAUCCUUUACGUCCAGGCGUGAGGGAAGCCAUUGAACAGUGCCAUAGGGCUGGUGUUGAUGUAAGGAUGGUCACUGGUGACAACGUAUUGACAGCCAGGGCAAUAUCAAAAGGUUGUGGUAUUUUAGAUGAUGAUACUUUUGAUGAUCCCAGCUAUUUCAUGGAAGGUCCGAAGUUUAGAAGUUUGAGCGAUAGUGAAAGGCUAAGAAUCAUUCCGAAUUUGCAUGUUUUAGCUAGAUCAAGCCCUGAAGACAAAAGAAUUCUUGUCCAGACUCUAAAGAAAUUAGGGGAAGUUGUUGCAGUUACUGGUGAUGGUACCAAUGAUGCGCCUGCACUAAAAUUGGCUGACGUUGGAUUUUCAAUGGGAAUAUCAGGUACUGAAGUUGCAAGGGAGGCGAGCGAUAUUGUCUUGAUGUCAGAUGAUUUCCCAUCAAUUGUGAAUGCAAUUAAAUGGGGGAGAACUGUUGCUGCGUCUAUCAGGAAAUUUGUUCAAUUCCAAUUAACUGUCAAUUUUACUGCGGUAACCUUGACAAUCGUUUCUGCAGUUGCCAGUGACGACGAUACCAGUGUUCUUACUGCGGUUCAGCUUUUAUGGGUGAAUCUAAUCAUGGAUACCUUAGCUGCUUUAGCUUUAGCUACUGAUAAACCAGAUGAUGAUAUCUUAGAUUCGAAACCAGAAGGGCGUUCGAAAUUAAUGAUUUCUCCAAACAUGUGGAAAAUGAUUCUAGGCAUGUCAAUUUUCCAGUUAGGUAUAACCACAACUUUAAAUUUCAAAGGUUCUCAAAUCUUUUAUGGGCUACCUUAUGAUGAAGUUAACACCCAUGAUAAAUUUUCUCUAAAGGCAAUGACAUUUAACACGUUUGUCUGGAUGCAGGUGUUUACAUUAUUUGUCUCUAGGAUUUUGAAUGAGCCAUUGUGUUUGAAUCCAAGUUCAACUUUAAGGGAGAGGUUGUGUUACCAGAAUAUAGGGUUUUUCAGAAAUAUAACCAGGAACUAUUGGUUUAUUAGUAUUGUAUCUACUAUUUCGGUUUCCCAGGUUAUAAUUAUGUUUUAUGGGGGCCGUGUUUUCUCAAUUGCACCCCAAACUUUUGGUAUGUGGGCCACUGCUUUAGGAAGUGGUUUUUCAAUGAUCUUCUUUGGUGGUCUAUUACGUUUAGUUCCCGAUUAUUGGCUUACAGAUUAUCUACCAAUCGAUGGUUUAUGUCGUGUAAUCUAUGGUCUUGAAUGGUUUAUAUUUGGUUGUGGAUAUUUCCAAUCCCCUGAACAUAGGGAAGAUUAUGAAAGUUUUUUUGAUUCUAGCGAUAAUAUUAUACAAGAUGGAGAUAACCUUGUUGCAAGCCAACACUCAUCCGAUAUUUCUAGAGGCACCAGCUCUCCUACAUUUGUGUCCAGUGGAAGCCCAAGCCCCAUGCUGGAGCCAUCACAUUCUGGCGAGACUCAUAAAAUGAACAAACUAAAGUCUUUAUUGAUAAGGAGUAACAAUACAAGUGCUUCAAGCUUGACAAAAGAGCCAAAUGAAAGAUCUUCUUCAUUUACAAGAACUCGUUCACCUUCACAAACUAAUUUAUUUGAUAGUGUUUCUGUACAGCCAAACUAUACAGAUAUCGAUGUUAGCGCAUCCAAAUGA
This is a messenger RNA of Pichia kudriavzevii, 3774 nucleotides long. RefSeq lists its product as uncharacterized. Lineage: Eukaryota; Fungi; Ascomycota; Pichiomycetes; Pichiales; Pichiaceae. The coding region runs from base 1 to 3774 and encodes 1257 amino acids. Gene Ontology annotation, biological process: calcium ion transmembrane transport; intracellular calcium ion homeostasis. Gene Ontology annotation, cellular component: intracellular membrane-bounded organelle; membrane. The record is from RefSeq and is a predicted model, not a curated record. The transcript has a single exon. Gene Ontology annotation, molecular function: ATP binding; ATP hydrolysis activity; P-type calcium transporter activity.